GUCGACGUCGUUCGCUCAGUAUUAAAGAGGCGUCGGUGGAGGACGCAGUGGUGACGACAAACUCUUCGACAAGUGAAGAAACGAGAACUUUUUUUUUAUGCCGAGUGCGGUGCGGAUAUAAGGGAGGGAGGGAGAUAAAGAUAGGAAAACACACGAAGCGCACACCGACGCCCUAACGAUCCCACGAACGAACGAUCGACUGAGAUAUCAUUCAAUUGUCAUUUAUUCGCUCGAUUCCGACACUUUCUCAAUCUCGAUUCUCUUAUCCUCCUCCUCUCCCAUCCUCUCAUUUCUUCGCCCUUGACUUUUCCCGAGAUCUUCUACCCUCCGCUAUAUCUCACCUCGUCAUAUUUUCGACGUCGAACAAACGAACACUGAACGAAUAACCGAUCUCUCGAGCUAUGGCAGCCACCGCCAUGGAUCCAGUCGACAUUGCGAAUAUACUCGCCCAAGAACUGCUUUAUCAGCAGUUGGUAUCUUUAGACGGAUUGCAUAGCGGUGUACCGACCAGAACGACGCCGACGUUGACGCCGACCACCCUCCGCAGCAUCGAGCAGACGUUCUUGGAGCUGACGAGCGAGUCGGCGACGACGCACGGUCGCGAGGCCGGCUUCGUGCCACCGCUGGUCGAACCGUCACAGCCGACCCCGGCACAGACGCAAAACACGACGGCGGCACAUCUUCCGGCACCGACGACGACCACUCUUAUCGAGAGCCAGCAACAAACGCAGCCGCAGCAGCAACAGCUAGUUAAGCGCAAUAUGGGCGGUAGAAAGCCCAACAGAACGGUCGGGAUGACCCCCGAGGAAGAGGAGAGGCGACAGAUCCGGCGCGAAAGGAACAAGAUGGCAGCGGCGAGAUGCCGCAAGCGAAGAAUGGAUCAUACCAAUGCCCUACUUGAAGAGACCGAGGGUUUGGAACAGAAAAAGCAAAGCUUGCAGGAUGAAAUAGAACAUCUGAAUCAGGUCAAGGAAGAAUUGGAAUAUAUCUUAGAAACACACAGAGCUGUCUGCCGUCAUUCACUGCGCUCUUCGUCCCCGCUAGAUGUGAAACCCGUGAUAAAGCCUGAGCUUCCGGCUGAGAAUCACUUCGCCGAACCCGUCAAGAGCGACACGACAGUGGCAGCAACGAGACCGAACAGACCUAAUUCACUGCCGGUCGGGUUGGAUAAUAACAACAGACUGAAUUCUUUGACGAUGUUUGCCGAACCCAAAGAGAGACCGGAUACGCUUGCUUUUAAAACGGUGGAAACACCGUCCUUUAUGAAGCCGUCAUUGGACGUGGCUGGUAUGCCGAUUACCACUCCGACCAGCGGUAUACCAUUUAACUUUGAAUCCCUUAUGGAGGGUGGCACCGGUCUCACACCGGUCUCGACGCCUCUGAUACCAUCGUGCUCGACGCAACAGAGGAACAAUCUGUCAGCCGUGGAUCUCAGCUCCCCGGAUGCGAAUCCACCGAAACUCGUGAGCUUGUGACGCCACGAUGAUAUAGCGAACCAUGGAUCGAACGAGGAGAACGAUCCCGAAUGAGAAUGGAAGUACCAUGACGCGAAAAAAGUUUAAUUUUUUUAGAAAACAAAAAGAAAAGUAAAAGUGUAUGCGCGUGCUCUUUACAACGAAAUUUUUCAUCGCUCUCAAAAACACUUUCACAUGAUUUUGCUUGUUAGAAAAUGCAGUUUUCAAAGCAUUUUAUUGUGACAAUUUGUCAGCGCUUAUAAUUUUAUGAAAUUUGUAAAAAAUACGCAUUUGUUCUUGUAAAAAAAUAUAUAUAUAAAAAUAUAAAUUUGUUCUUGGAAAAAGAAAUAAAGUAAAAAAAAAUUUUGUCAUUGAGACAGCGAUUAUUUUCGUAUGAUACUCUGCGAGUGCAUUGAUCUUUGAUAGAAAAGAAAAAAAAUUUAUUACAUUUAGAUUUUAAUGAUCCUGGGCAUAUGCAGUCUCAGUAUUUUAUCCAUGCGAUGACAGGCCAAUAGACGAGCCAAUUUGAAACUUUGUAUUGAUCUAUGAUGAGAUAAUUAUUUCCUGUGAAGAUAAAUUGUAGAAAAAUAAGAUAAUCUGAAAAGAAAGAGCGCCAGAUAUUUGCGCCCUAAAGAAAAUGAUCGCAGAUUUGCCAUCUGCAUACAAGUGAUAUAUUUAAUGUUUAAAAUAAUACAUUAGGAAUAUAUAUAUAUACAUAUACAUAUAUAUAUAUAUAUAUAUAUAUAUGAUAUAAAGAUUUGUCAUUUUGUAAGCAAUUCAACAAAAAAUGAAUGAAAUUUUAUACUAUGAUUCUGUACUGAGAAUAGAAAUUUAGAUUGUAAGAAAAAAAAAAGUUUUUAGCUCAAAACCUCUAAAUACAUUAAGGAAUCGUAAGAGCUCUUCGAAUUGAGCGCUUAAUAUUGAUCAAUAACACAGUUCGCAUAAUUCAAAGGUAUAGUUAAUAGAGCGAGAAUAAAAUUAGAUGAAUGCGAGAAUUCCUAUAUUUUGUCCAACAUUUAUAAGCUGAUAUUUUGUAAACUGGUAUAUAUAAAAUGAACGAUUACUGUCUCGCUUUUGUGCUA
Messenger RNA from Camponotus floridanus (Florida carpenter ant), 2536 nucleotides. It is a transcript of the gene kay, whose product is annotated as transcription factor kayak. Lineage: Eukaryota; Metazoa; Arthropoda; Insecta; Hymenoptera; Formicidae. The record is from RefSeq and is a predicted model, not a curated record. Gene Ontology annotation, cellular component: nucleus. Gene Ontology annotation, biological process: regulation of transcription by RNA polymerase II. The transcript has 3 exons. Bases 402 to 1475 code for a protein of 357 amino acids. Gene Ontology annotation, molecular function: RNA polymerase II cis-regulatory region sequence-specific DNA binding; DNA-binding transcription factor activity, RNA polymerase II-specific.